This is a messenger RNA of Chondrus crispus (carragheen), 348 nucleotides long. RefSeq lists its product as hypothetical. The coding region runs from base 1 to 159 and encodes 52 amino acids. The record is from RefSeq and is a predicted model, not a curated record. The transcript is spliced from 2 exons. Lineage: Eukaryota; Rhodophyta; Florideophyceae; Gigartinales; Gigartinaceae.
AUGUACGGUGCAGUGUACGGGUACGGCUCAAGACGAUGUGACGAGACACAUUGUCACACACUGAGCCCACACAGAGAGGAGCGGAUAGGUUACCGAAGGGGAAAGCGGGAGGUAGCCGCAGGGUCCGUAGUGGGUGGUGGCGGGGAGUGGUGGCGGUAAUUGUCGGUUGUCGAAUCAACGGAAUUUCUCCGCUCCGAUACAACCAACCGUACACUUCCACGUGGAACUUUUGCCGAUAUGAUACCAAGUGCAUGUUGCAUUUCUGAUAUCGCUUGGCGUUAGAAUCCGCUUUAGCACCCUUGUCCCCUUGUCCCAACCUUCUUUAAUAAUCUCCAAUUCAGCCCCUUA